AUGGCAGUUGCCUGCUCAGGCUUUUUGGCCUCUGCUCAUCCCGGGCCACACGCACAGCCUAGUGCAUUGGAGCUGGCAACACGGUCUGAAAAGGCACAGCGAUGCUCCAACAUUGUCGGAGCAAGCAAGAUGAAACGACAUGCUCUCCGUCGUAGGGAAAUGGCCAAGCGAGAUGCAAAUGGGGAAACCACCUAUGAGAUCCAUGCCGAGGCUCCCAAGUACGACUUCUUGAAAAAUGGCACCACCAUCUUGACUCCCGAAGUUAGUGGGGGGCCCUACUGGUACCCCCCGAGCCAGAAGCUUCGCCAGGAUAUUGCAGAAAGCCAAGAUGGUGUUCCCCUUGUGCUGGAUAUUGCACUUAUGGAUAUCAAUACCUGCGAGCCAUUGACUGGAGUUUUGGUGGAUAUUUGGCACUGCAACGCCACCGGCUCUUACAGUUCCUUCACUGGUCUGGAUCCCAAUGAGUCGCUUGGAAAGGUAUAUAAAGAACAGACCGGAAGGACGUUCUCCGCAUCUGGUGGGCUUCCAAAGUCCAAGCUGGAGGGUCUCUCGACUGAUAGCAAGACUUGGCUCCGAGGCAUGUGGCCAACGGACAAGCACGGAGCGACUUCGUUCCAGACCAUCUUCCCCGGAUUUUAUAUCAAACGCGCAAUUCACAUUCAUGUCCAGAUCCACACAAACUGGAGUGUCAUUCUUAAUGGCACCAUUUCUCACGGCCCCAUCGUCAGUACCGGACAAAUAUUCUUUGCCGAGGAUUUGGAGGAGGAGAUCAUGGCUUUGGAGCCCUAUGCCAGCCACACUCAGGUGGCUCGUCUGAAGAAUGUCGAUGAUGUAAUCUACACCAAUGAGUCUUACACUGGUGCAAUGACCAUCAUGGAUUCUGAGCCUUUGGAUGGAAAGUCAUACAAGAACGGUGUCCUUGGAUAUAUUACUCUGGGAAUCGAUACUACUUCGAUCAAGGAUGGUACUACGCAGAGUCCAGCCCCGCCGGUGGUCUCUGAUCCUCCCACUAUCAACUAA
This is a messenger RNA of Penicillium longicatenatum, 1020 nucleotides long. RefSeq names its product intradiol ring-cleavage dioxygenase. Gene Ontology annotation, molecular function: oxidoreductase activity, acting on single donors with incorporation of molecular oxygen, incorporation of two atoms of oxygen; iron ion binding. The transcript has 8 exons. The record is from RefSeq and is a predicted model, not a curated record. NCBI's taxonomy places the organism in Eukaryota, Fungi, Ascomycota, Eurotiomycetes, Eurotiales, Aspergillaceae. The coding region runs from base 1 to 1020 and encodes 339 amino acids.